Malurus melanocephalus (red-backed fairy wren) is the source of this 616-nucleotide messenger RNA. Its product is annotated as band 3 anion transport protein-like. The record is from RefSeq and is a predicted model, not a curated record. The transcript is spliced from 6 exons. Gene Ontology annotation, biological process: monoatomic anion transport. Lineage: Eukaryota; Metazoa; Chordata; Aves; Passeriformes; Maluridae. Gene Ontology annotation, molecular function: monoatomic anion transmembrane transporter activity. Gene Ontology annotation, cellular component: membrane. The annotation marks the transcript as partial.
ACUCAGGCGUCUCACAGCAGCCGCGGGCAGAGCGAGCGCAGGGGCGUCCGGAGGCACCCCAGGGAGCACCGGGUUAUGGUGGCACCGGGCUGAGCGCCGGGACGCGGUGAGCCAUGGAGGGGCCCGGCCAGGAGUCCUACGAGGAGGGGAUGAGGAGGACCCUGGACCCCGAGGGCUACGAGGACCCCGGCCUAAAGAGCUCCCAGCUGUCACUGGGCGAGAUGAGCACUGUGUCGGUGACCGAUGUGGACGUGGAGCCCGCGGGGAGCAGGAGGCUCCUGGCCCAGCCGGACACCCAUGAGGGGUACGUGGAGCUUCACGAGCUGGUCCUGGACAAUGCAAAGGACUUGUGCUGGAUGGAGGCCGGCCACUGGCUCAAGCUGGAGGAGGAUUUCCAGGAAUCRGGGGACUGGAGCCAGCCCCAUCUCUCCUUCCUGACCUACCACAGCCUCCUGGAGGUCCAGCGGGCUUUGAAGAAAGGUGCCAUUCUCUUCAACCUGGAGGCCAACUCGCUGCCGGCCAUMGUCCAAGUGGUCCUGGACCAGCUGAUCUACGAGAGGCAGAUGAAGCCGCAGGAUCGGGACGAUGUCAUGAGGACGCUGCUCCUGCGCCACAG